AUGGCUGCCGCUAGUGCAAGUGCGGGCCGCGCCGGCAUGAACGCUAGUAGUGCUCUGUGCGUCGUCCUGCUAGUCGUCAUGGCGGCCGGCGGGGCGUCGGCGCAGCUGUCGACGGGGUUCUACUCGAGCUCGUGCCCGGGCGCGCUGGGCACAGUCGCGUCGGUGGUGCAGUCGGCCGUGGCGAAGGAGCCGCGCAUGGGCGCGUCCAUCCUCCGCCUUUUCUUCCACGACUGCUUCGUCCAGGGCUGCGACGGGUCGCUGCUCCUGGACGACACGGCGAGCUUCCAGGGGGAGAAGACGGCGAUGCCCAACAACGGGUCGGUGCGAGGGUUCGAGGUCAUCGACGCCAUCAAGGUGGCCGUCGAGAAUAUCUGCCCCGGCGUCGUCUCCUGCGCCGACGUCCUCGCCAUCGCCGCCAGGGACAGCGUCGUCGCCCUGGGCGGGCCGAACUGGGCAGUGAAGGUCGGGCGGAGGGACUCCACGACGGCGAGCUUCAGCGGCGCCAACAACAACAUCCCCCCGCCGACGUCGGGGCUCGCCAACCUCACGUCACUGUUCGCAGCGCAGGGACUCUCCCAAAAGGACAUGGUCGCGCUCUCCGGAUCUCACACCAUAGGCCAAGCUCGCUGCACGAACUUCCGAGCACACAUCUACAACGAGACCGACAUCGACAGCGGCUUCGCCGGGACCCGCCAAUCGGGCUGCCCUCCCAACUCCGGCUCCGGCGACAACAACCUAGCACCGCUGGACCUCCAGACCCCGACCGCCUUUGAGAAUAACUACUACAAGAACCUGGUUGCCAAGAAGGGGCUCCUGCACUCCGACCAGGAGGUCUUCAACGGCGGGGCCACCGACCCCCUGGUCCAGUACUAUGUCAGCAGCCAGAGCGCUUUCUUCGCAGACUUCGUGGCAGGCAUGAUCAAGAUGGGAGAUAUCUCGCCGCUCACAAGGAACAAUGGAGAGAUCAGGAAGAACUGUAGGAAGAGUAACUAA
Molecule: messenger RNA, 993 nt
Organism: Triticum turgidum subsp. durum (durum wheat)
Lineage: Eukaryota; Viridiplantae; Streptophyta; Magnoliopsida; Poales; Poaceae
Source: the annotation of a GenBank genome assembly